CGCAACGUGGCUUUCAUUCGCUCGUGGGCGAUGAAUUUCGGACCCCAACCUCCUGUGGCGCCUCGAAUCGACCUCGACGUGAAGGCAGGCAAGGCCCUGAUCGAAUUUGCCACCGCAGAAACGGCAAGGCUGGCUUGGGAGAGCGAUCGUUUGACUGGAGAAGGAAAGGAGCACGUUAGAGCGUACUGGUAUCGUGUGCCUGGUAUAGGGGCUGAUGCAGGCGUAGGCGAACUGGAGGAGGGCGAGAUUGAAGACGGCGAGCUUGCGAAGCACUUUGGACAGAAUAACAAGACAAAGACGAAGGAGUCGAGGAAGAAAGCGACGGAACUGGCCCCGUUGGUAACUUACUCGGCUGCGCCAGUCGUUCAGCCGCUGUCAUCAAACGGCCACCGAACCUCACACCCGCCAGUCACGCCUUCGAGCUCUACCUUCUCUCCCGUACAGUCGUCGUUCGUCACACGACAUCCGACACUUCCGUCCGCUCCGCCUUCUCUUCCACCGAAGCCUGUAAGCCCCGCACAACAUCCUCCAAUGAAGCUUGUUGGGCUCCCACCACCACCUCCGCACGCGCCUCAAGCGGAUCCUCCAAAGCCUCUUCUCUCUCGUAUCCAGCCAACUUUAUCUAACCCUCAGGAAGGUGCGCAAACUGUGCCUACUCCGGUUCAGUCUGCGGUAUCGUCCCUCAACGCCACUGCACCAGUGUUCGUCCCGAAAGCUCAGCCGCUUUCGUCCGCGUCGGUAUCCAACGAAGCUGCUCCGCCACGGUCUCUCGACGUGCCAAGUGUCGACAAGAUCACGGAUACAUCGCGAUCGCGACUGGAAAGCGAUGUCUCGGAGACGACUUUGGCCCAGACGGCAUCCGAUCAUGUUCGUGUUGUUCCCAAGGCUGUCCGGGAAGUCGUCGCUGGAACUAUUUUUGAAAGCGAUCAGCUGUCACAGGAGGCCGAUAUUGGUCCUAUCGUCUCCUCUCGAGAUGUUUCCACGCCGCCAGCCGUCUCCUCUCCUGGUGGUUCAAGUUCUUCAGAAGCGCCCGCAAUUUCUUCGCAACCUGAAGCGCCUUCCGCGGCUGGCCGUUCACUCCUUCCCGCGAAACUUAAGCCAGACACUAAAUCGCAGAUGCAGAGUGUUCUUGCUGUUUCGGCGAAUCAGGAAGUCACUAUCCCGGUUGCUGUUCCUUCUGCCAAGCCUAGCGCGUCUAGCCAGCCGCGAGAUCCUCGGUCCGCUCUUUCUACAUCGACACCUCCGCCUUCUGAGCCCCGAGCAACAAGAAACGCCCCGAAGGUACCCAGCUCUGCGAAACGCAAGGAAGUUGAAGAGAUGUUGUCAAGACAUCGCGAAGAGCUAGCCUCCCGUAGGUCAGCCUCGAGCAGCGGGAGCACAACGCCCGUGUCUGAGAUUGAAGCCAUGAUUGUGGGCAAGUCAUUGAGCUCGACAGCAGAGACCACACCGUCGCCCACGCUUCCGGCAGCGGUCGAUGCCGCCGCGGCGAUAAAGGAAGAUGAUCUGCGGCGUCUGGUCCUCAACAGCCGAAAGUCACGCGUCGUAUCCGCAGCCCCCAAUACACCGCCUGUUGAAUCGUCUCCCUCCUUCGUUGCAUCCGUCACCGUCAACGAACUAAAGGCGGCGCAGGACAAACUCAGCCUUGACGAGCUCGCCGUGUCCUUCAUCGCGCAGUCCAUCCAGGCCGUCAGCAUGCCCUCGCCGGCGCUCGGCUCACCCGACAGGUCCGCGCCGGCGGUGGCACCCAUCUUCUCGGAGAAGGCGCUGCUCUCCGCGAAGCAGCAGGUCCUCGAGGGCAACAUCGCGGACCAGAAGGCGCUCAUGAACCGGUACCUCGCCGCGCGCACGAAGGCGGAGCGGGACAGGCUCAAGCAGGCGAUGGCCCAGCGCUCACGGUACGUGCUUCACCCGGUUGCGUUUCGCAGGUGUUGUUGUACCCCCCCAGAGGCGGCUCAAGAGCUUCUCGUGUGCAGGGCUAUGGAACAGGAGCUCGGCACCCUCCAGGCGCGCGCGGACGCUGGCAAGGAGGCCGCGCGCGCGCUCAAGUUCAGGUGGCCCGAGACGAACAAGCACGCGUGCAUCCUGGUCAUUAGCGAUGAUGAAGGCGAGGAUAGCGACGAUUGAUUGGUGUCGGCUCAAUCAAGGUGGGUCAUGCUAGCAAUAAGCGACGUCUUUUCUUUACAGUCUAUGUGUUUGUGUGCAAAAAAACAAUCGUCUUUAAUCGGACUAGUCUUUGAUGGCCCAAUUUCGGAGGCUGCUGCAUGUUUUGAUCACCCAUCUUCCUUAUACGCCCCUUUCCCCUUCUUGCUUCGGACUCCUAUUAAAAGGACAUGUAUCGCUGUGGGCGCGCUGCUGUCUACCUGUAGUCCAUAUUUCGUAUGGACUGUCACGGUAGGCAGAGACGUUGCUUGCAUACUUUGCAUGGCAGUGUUAAUUG
Molecule: messenger RNA, 2437 nt
Organism: Phanerochaete carnosa HHB-10118-sp
Lineage: Eukaryota; Fungi; Basidiomycota; Agaricomycetes; Polyporales; Phanerochaetaceae
Exons: 3
Coding region: 31-2124 (697 amino acids)
Source: RefSeq, a predicted model, not a curated record